Penicillium robsamsonii is the source of this 1455-nucleotide messenger RNA. RefSeq names its product MFS transporter. The transcript is spliced from 4 exons. The coding region runs from base 1 to 1455 and encodes 484 amino acids. Gene Ontology annotation, biological process: transmembrane transport. Gene Ontology annotation, molecular function: transmembrane transporter activity. Lineage: Eukaryota; Fungi; Ascomycota; Eurotiomycetes; Eurotiales; Aspergillaceae. The record is from RefSeq and is a predicted model, not a curated record.
AUGCAUGAGAAGCUGUCGAUUGGGGCGAGCAACGCACUUUCGACUUCUCUUUCCAACUCAGCAAGCUACGUUGACUUCGAAGGCAGAGAUGACCCCGAGUAUCCUCAGAAUUGGAAAUUGUCAACGAAACUUUUCAACUCUAUCCUAGUCUGUUCAGGGACAUUCAUUGUCUCGUUAACAAGCGCCAUAUUCGCACCGGGAAUUGACGAAGCAAGUAAGGUUUUCGGGGUCGGGUCAGAAGUCGGAACACUGGGAACAACCCUCUACGUCCUUGGCUUUGCAUCAGGACCCCUAAUCUGGGCACCUGCAUCAGAGCUACGGGGGAGAAAAUGGCCUCUGACAAUUGGAAUGUUAGGCGGUGGACUCUUCACUAUUGCAUCGGCAGUGGCCAAGAAUAUCCAGACCUUGACCAUAUGCCGUUUCUUCGCUGGCAUGUUUGGCGCAAGCCAACUGACUGUCGUGCCCGGUGUAUUAGCCGAUCUAUACAACAACACCACUCGCGGUGCUGCAAUUUCACUAUAUGCUCUGACUGUUUUCGUGGGACCGUUCAUGGCUCCUUUUGUGGGUGGCUUCAUUGCGUCGAGUUAUCUUGGCUGGCGGUGGACUCUUUACAUCCCGGCAAUUUUCAGCCUGGGAAAUGGAGUACUGAGUGUUUUCUUCUUGGAUGAGACAUAUCCGCCUUGUAUUCUUGUGGUCAAGGCUGCUGCUAUCCGCAAAGAGUCCCAAAAUUCGGGUAUUCUUGCCAGACACGAGGAGAUCGAGGUCAACAUCGCAGGUCUCGCGGAGAAAUACUUCACACGUCCAUUGAAGUUGCUCUUCACGGAGCCUAUUAUUCUCGUGGUGUCGGUUUACAUGUCCUUCAUUUACGGGCUUGUUUAUGCGCUGCUUGAGGCAUAUCCUUUCGUUUUCGAGCAUGUAUACGGAAUGACUCCUGCUUUUGCUGGUCUAAUGUUCAUUGGCCUCAUCAUCGGCGUGGUGCUCGCGUGUGGGUUUAUUCUUUUCGGGCAGCUUGCCUAUGCAAGGAAACUGGCAGAGAAUAAGGGCGUCCCAGUGCCGGAGUGGCGCCUUGCUCCAACACUCCUAGGAGCGCCUGUGUUUACAGUGGGCCUCUUUUGGUUUGGCUGGACCGGGUUCAGCCCUCAGAUUCACUGGGUUGUACCUGCCGCAGCUGGGAUAUUCAUAGGAUUUGGGGUGCUAUGCAUCUUUCUUCCGUGCUUCAACUAUAUCGUCGAUGCAUACUUACCAAUCGCUGCUUCGGCUGUUGCUGCCAAUAUCAUCCUUCGAUCGGCAGUAGCUGCAGGAUUUCCGCUAUUUUCAAGGCAAAUGUUCCAAAAUAUGGGGAUUCAAUGGGCUGGCACGUUGCUUGGCUGUUUAGCCGCAAUAAUGGUCCCUAUUCCGAUCAUAUUCAGGGCUUAUGGACCUUGGCUACGAGGAAAAAGCAAAGUAUUUCCAUGA